Molecule: messenger RNA, 1611 nt
Organism: Jatropha curcas
Lineage: Eukaryota; Viridiplantae; Streptophyta; Magnoliopsida; Malpighiales; Euphorbiaceae
Source: RefSeq, a predicted model, not a curated record
AACGUCUUCCAAUAAACAAAGGCGACAGAUAUCCAAAAUUAGAUGGGAGGAGACGGAAGGGUGGCCGCCAGAGGGCCAAAUUAAUGGUAUGAAUCAAAUCCCAGAUGGCUUUGGUUUCCAUAAUAGAACUUACUGGCUCGGAAUCGAAGAAUAGGAAGAUGACUCACUUUAUAUACAGUGAGCUAUGUCUGUACUAAACACACGAAUCACUGAAAGAAAAAAAGAAAAUCCUUUUCAAAUUGAAUGGGUAGAUGGCGUGCUAUUCCUGCUCUUCUCCUUAACCACUUACCCAGGAAAACCUCUAACUCUGUGUCUCCUAAUCUUCUCCCGUGUCUGCCAAAAACACUCAAUCUAUCAUAUCCUUUGAAUCCAGGUGUUGAUACCUUCAGUUUCAGGCUAUUUUCGGCAAUCCCAUCUCGGGUUUCGGUUUAUAGCAAUGAUUUUGAAUAUGGGUCCAAUGAUUCGGCUCCUAAUUACGGGCUGGAAUCUGAGGAAGACGAGGAGAUUGGGAAAAUUUCUGUUAAGGCAUACUUUCUAUGUACCAGAUUCAUGGUUUUGGCAGUAUUGAUUUGAAGAGCAUUCAAGCUGAGAAUUUAAGCAAUGUUGUUCCUGCCCCAUCUCGAUCAACAAAUUAUAUUGCCCUCAGAUUUUGCAGUUUUCCUGUGGAAAUUACAGCACUUGGGGUCAAAGAUCUUAUCAGCAGUCGAUACAUGGUGAUUUUCCAAUAUGGAUCUGCUGUUCUAUUCAAUAUCGAGGAUCAUGAAGUUGAAAGUUACCUAGAUAUAGUAAGAAGACAUGCUUCUGGUUUGCUUCCAGAGAUGAGGAAAGAUGAUUAUGCCAUAAAAGAGAAACCACUUCUGGUUGAGGAUAUGCAGGGAGGUCCAGACUACAUAGUUCUCAAAACUUUAGAUACUGAUAGCAUUCGCAUUAUUGGAAGUGUACUUGGACAAAGCAUUGCCCUGGACUAUUUUGUAUCACAGGUUGAUGGAAUGGUUGAAGAGUUUGCUGGAAUAAAUCGUGCAAUGGAAAAAACUGGCACUUUCACUAUGGAUAGGAAAAAGCUGCUUCAACUUGUUGGAAAGGCAAACUCAAAUCUAGCUGAUGUAAUACUCAAAGUUGGUCUUUUUGAGAGAUCUGAAAUUGCUUGGAAGGAUGCAAAAUAUGCUCAAAUAUAUGAGUACCUUAGAGAGGAGUACGAGGUUACUCAACGGUUUGGGAAUUUGGAUUUCAAAUUGAAGUUUGUAGAGCAUAACAUUCGAUUCCUCCAAGAGGUUAUCCAAAACAGAAGGUCAGAUCUUCUAGAAUGGUGCAUCAUUCUCCUGUUGAGUAUUGAGAAUGUCAUAUCAAUAUAUGAGAUAGUUCAGGGAUAGGGUGAAAUUGCACCUUGGUUUGGUAGGCAGAUGACAGAAGUUAGGACCAUCAAUUGACAGUCACCAAACGCAAAUUCUUUUUGUUGUUUGUGAUAGCGUUUAAAUUAAUAUUUAAGUAUAGCACAUGGAAUUUUUCUGAUUUCUACAAACGGAAGCUCAUAUUAACUUGUUGAAAUUGUGAGCAUUUAUAUUGGAUACUAAUUCAGAAUUACAUUCUGUUGAACCUUUCAACUUGUUUUGA